AUGGAGAACGUGACCAAGGAGAAGGUGGACGAUGUGCUGCACGCCAAGUGGAUCAUUCCCGUGGUGCCCGACAACACUGUGCUGGAGAACCACAGCCUAAUCAUCAAGAACGGCAAGAUCCACGACAUCCUGCCCACGGAGGAGGCGCGCCACCGGUACGAGGGCGAGCGACACCACGCCAUCGAGAACCACCACGUCCUCAUUCCGGGCCUCGUCAACAUGCACUGCCACGCCGCCAUGACCCUUCUCCGCGGGUUUGCCGAUGACGUGAGCCUUGAGGACUGGCUCUCCCAGUACAUCUGGCCCGCCGAAGGCCGCUGGAUCGGCGAGGAGUACAUCGAGGAUGGCACCAAGCUGGCUGUGGCAGAGAUGCUGCGCUGCGGUGUGACGUGCUACAACGACAUGUACUUCUUCCCGCACGUGAGCGCCCGCGUCACCUCCGAUUACGGUAUGCGGAGCGCCAUCGGCAUUCCGGUCAUUGCGUUCCCCUCCAACUGGGCCAACGACGCCGAUGACUACAUCGAGAAGGGUCUGCGUGAGCUGCACGACAAGUACAAGGACCACCCGCUGGUGACCGUGGUGAUGGCGCCCCACUCCACCUACACCAUGCACGACGCGGGUCUGCUCAAGGCCAAGAAGAUCGCCGAUGAGCUGGGCAUGCGGAUUCACAUUCAUCUGCACGAAACGGCGCGCGAGGUGUCGGACCACCAGCAGAACAACGAGGGCAUGCGGCCCAUCGAGCGCCUGCAGAAGCUCGGCCUCAUCGACGACAAGCUCAUCGCCGCCCACAUGUGCCACGUCACCGACGACGAGAUCAAGCUCUGGGCCGAAAAGGGCGCGCACGUUGUGCACUGCCCGGAGUCCAACCUGAAGCUGGCCAGCGGCAUCUGCCCGGUGCAGAAGUUCUCCAAGGCGGGCGUCAACGUCUCCCUCGGCACCGACGGCGCAGCCAGCAACGACGACCUCGACCUCCUCGGUGAGAUGAGGACCGCGGCGUUGGUCGACAAGCUGCAGGCCAAGGACGCCACCGCCAUGCCCGGCUGGCAGAUGCUCAAGCUGGCCACCAUCAACGGCGCCAAGGCCCUGGGCUUGGAGCACAAGAUCGGAUCGCUGGAGAAGGGCAAGGAGGCCGACGUGGUCGCCAUCAAGCUGAGGACCGAGCCCGUCUACAACCCCAUCACCAACCUCGUCUACGUCGGCACCAACAGUGUCACGGACGUGUGGGUGGCCGGCAAGCAGCUGGUGAAGGACGAGAAGAUGAUCGGCAUGAACGAGGACGUUCUCCUGCGCAAGGCCCAGCAAUGGGGCGAGAAGAUCAAGACCUCCAGGCCGCCCGCCAACCCCGCCCACGAGGUGUCGGCCUAA
Molecule: messenger RNA, 1365 nt
Organism: Acanthamoeba castellanii str. Neff
Lineage: Eukaryota; Discosea; Longamoebia; Acanthamoebidae
Product: Nethylammeline chlorohydrolase
Exons: 10
Coding region: 1-1365 (454 amino acids)
Molecular function (GO): hydrolase activity, acting on carbon-nitrogen (but not peptide) bonds
Source: RefSeq, a predicted model, not a curated record